AUGCUUGAGAGCAGCUCUCUAGAACUUAUUCACACCGAUGCGGAUUCUGCUACAUAUCUGCAAUACCAUGGAAUCAGGACAACUCCUGACUUGCUCGUGACAUCAAGCGAAAUCAGCGAGCAUACACGCCUCAAAAUAAUUGACGAUGAUGGUUCUGGUCACAAAUCAGUCAUUAUUACAAAAGCACGACAAGAAAAGUGCCAACUAAGCUAUCAUGGAACUUCAAGAAUAAUUUCACACAUGUCCCCUCAACUUCAGCCAACAUUCUGACUAACACUAUCGAAAGUUUGGGUCGCCAUUUGCAACACUUCUGAUCAGGCUGGAAGAAUGGAAGACGUACAAGCCUGGAGACGGCAGUCAUCUGUCUCAAGGAGUACAAGCCUGGAGACGACAAUCAGCUGUCCUAAGGCAAACACUAAACGGAUGGCUUUCGACAAGUUCAUCUCAAAUAUCACCUAUCAAAGUGAUGCUGUUCUAAGACAAGCCAUCUUACAAGCUAAACGGACUUCCACUAUGGCAAGCCAUCUUGCAAGCUAA
Messenger RNA from Rodentolepis nana, 537 nucleotides. NCBI's taxonomy places the organism in Eukaryota, Metazoa, Platyhelminthes, Cestoda, Cyclophyllidea, Hymenolepididae. The record is from the annotation of a GenBank genome assembly.